ACAGAAAACAAAACUGGCUGUGACGAAAACAGAGCCACAGAGAAACUUCUAUCCAGAUGGCAGCGUUAAUCAACUAUUCACAGCUGACUUGCAGACAGCUGUCUUCUUCUUCAUUUUCGAUUUUGUGUCAAAAGUUGGGUUAAUUGACUAUCUUUGAUCUUUCUUCUAAAUAAUAUACUAUUAUUCUAUUACUUGUCAUCUUUUGCUAAAUAUUAUUUGAAUGUAAUUUGGUAAACCAUUUUUCAACUUCAAUACAGUCAAUCACAUAUUUCAAAAUAGCGGACGCAAUGCUAAGACCGAAAAUCUUGACUCAGGUUCUGAGUCAGGCCAACACAAGUGGUGUGGAAAAUACAUUAUUACUGAACCAUGAAGGGACAUUACUGGCUUAUUCUGGAUACGGAGAUAGGGACGCCACAGUCACGGCUGCUAUAGCGAGCAACAUUUGGAAAGCUUACGAGAAAAAUGGCCGAACUGCUCUCAAGGAAGACAAAUUGCAAAUGGUCCUUAUCGAAUGCUCUGAGGGCAAAGUAGCUAUCACCCAAGUAGCUAACAUACUGCUCUGUUUGUAUGCCAAGGAAACGGUCGGUUUUGGAAUGCUACGAGAAAAGGCAGAAGCUCUAGCGACGUAUUUGGAUGGACCUUUGAAACUUGUUACUACCUCUUGAAAUUUAUACAUAUUAUCCCAUCUAUUUUGUUACUAAGAGUAUUGUUGUAAUAUAUUAUAAAAUAUUAUUGAUGACGUUUUGCAGAGUGUCUGUAAGUUUUGAUAAAAUGAAUGCUGUACAAUAGUUGUUAAGAAAUACUCAUAAUAAGGUUAUAGACUCAAUGUGCCGGUUUUACAACAGUCGCUUAAAUUUUAACCGUGAUUAAUUCCACGAGAAUCAAUCAGAGAAGACGUCUUUUCAAAAACACCUUCUCUAAUUGGUUCUCUUGAAAUUGAUCACGGUUUAAAUUUAACCGGAUGUUGUGCAACCGGGCCAAUAUGUUCUAAUAAAUAAAUAUAACUUCUGUUCAAUAUAAUUUAGAAACAUUGAAUUAAAAAGAAUAAGAAAUCAUCAAAAAACACAGAUUAAUUAUUGAUACUUAGAAACUAAGAUUUCUAAGUAUUAAUAAAUCUGUGGUUUUUUGACGAUUUCUUACUCUUUUUCAUUCAAUAUGAAUAAUUACCACAAUAUCAACUUCUCAACUACACAAAAAGUAAUUUAGAAACUUUUAAAUUUAUAAGAUGAAUGCUGUACAAUAUUAAAGACUUAUAACAACUAUACCGUACUCAAAAUGUCCAUGUUAUAAUACAUUUAUCUACUCUUUAAUAUAAUUUACAAACUUUUCAAAGUCUACUAUCAGUGUAUUUUCAGGUCAAUUAUGUUGAAUCAUUCCUACUAGUUUUUCCAUGUUUCUGCACCAAAAUAUUGUAAAAUGUGAAAUAAAGAUUUAAUUGAUAUAAAA
Messenger RNA from Nilaparvata lugens (brown planthopper), 1446 nucleotides. It is a transcript of the gene Lamtor2, whose product is annotated as ragulator complex protein LAMTOR2. Gene Ontology annotation, molecular function: molecular adaptor activity; guanyl-nucleotide exchange factor activity. The record is from RefSeq and is a predicted model, not a curated record. Gene Ontology annotation, cellular component: Ragulator complex. Lineage: Eukaryota; Metazoa; Arthropoda; Insecta; Hemiptera; Delphacidae. Gene Ontology annotation, biological process: cellular response to amino acid stimulus; positive regulation of TOR signaling. The transcript is spliced from 3 exons. The coding region runs from base 288 to 665 and encodes 125 amino acids.